AUGUCCGAUAUCCACUCUGAAAUCAAAGGUUUGCGGAAAGAUAUCAGGAGACAUCUAGAAGGCAGUACUUCCAACUCAACACCUAACUGGCGAACUUUAGUGUCCACGGUGAAGGACGACCGGGCAAAAAAUCAAACCCUAGUAGCGCACAAGGCAUUCUUCAACGAAUCUGCUUCUAUUUUAGAGAAUCCACUGGGCCAGCCUUUAGAGUACCGUGUCUGUGAAGGUUGUGGUAAACCAGUGAAUUUAGGAGCGAUCGUAGAUCACUUACAGGUGCAUUGCAAGGGACUGCCACAACAGCAGGACCGAGACUUGCCACAGGUAAUCAAAGCCGAAGAUUCUGAACUUGUUGAGGAUAUGUCUGCCCCGGUAGCCAAGAAAAAGGGCAAUGCAGCCAACUCUAAGAGAUCGACGCCGUUCGAGUCAGAGAGUAAUCCUGAGGGAAGCCCUGCACUGAAAAAACAGCGAAAAACAGCCACUACACCGGCUCCUUCCAAGUCUAAACGACGUAUCAAACAGCGAAAUCCAACUGAAAAGCAUUUGAUAGAUUUUGACAAACAAUGUGGGGUAGAACUUUCCGAAGGUGGGUUUUGCGGUCGCUCUCUAACAUGUAAAUCGCAUUCCGUAGGGACCAAAAGGGCUGUUGAGGGCAGAUCACAGCCUUUUGAUGUUCUCUUGAGUAAUUACCAAAAGAAAAAUCAAUUGAAGACGGGCACUAGCUCCAAGCCAAAGUCCAAGUCAAAUCAACAGGCCCAGAAUACUCAGCAGAAUUUGAGUCAGUCCACUGUUGAGGAAUCGUCCUCCGAGCUGACCCCCGAAGAAGAGACAACUCAAGUUUUGAACGGGGUCUCCAGGUCAUUCCCUCUCCCAUUGGAAACGAACGUUAUUUGCUCAUCAAGGAAUAGAACGAAAUAUUUUAGAAUGCGGGAAAUGUUUGCUUCCUCCUUCUCAGUACGCCCUGGCUUCACCUCCCCCGGCUAUGGCGCUAUCCACUCAAGAGUCGGAUGCAUCGAUCUUGAUAGGACAAUGGAUUACACAUUUCGUAUUCGCACUCCACAAUUGGUGAACCAAAUGAAUCCGAACAAUCUGACUCCCCAGCAGAGACAAAAAUUGCAACAGCAGCGGAUGCUUCAGGCUCAAAUGAUAGCUCAACAACGACAACAGCAGCAGCAACCACCACAGACACAACAAACAACUCCACAACCACCUCAAUCGCAACAGCAAAUGCAUAACCAAUAUCAGCAACAGCUUUUACAACAACAGCAGCAGUUACCACAACAUCACAAUCAAACUAACCCUUUACCUAGUUUUUUACAACAACAACAACAACAACAACAACAACAACAACAACAGCAACAACAACAACAGCUCCAUAACGGCCUGGCAGCGCAAAAAGACUACUCUUCGUCACCACGAGGAGAAGUAGAAACGGGAUUAACCCCGCAAGGAAUUCAGAAGCAGCAACAGAGACUACGGCAACAGCAAGUCCAGCAACAGAGAUUCGAAGCAGCAGCUUAUCACUUGGCGACGGCCACUAAAUUGAUGCAGAAUGGGCCAAAAAAUGCGUCUAUGAACCAGAAAAUUGGCCCGGUAUCAGCGGUUGGAUCCCCGGUCAACAUGGUGACCGAAAGUCGAAGUGACAGCAACCCAAUGAACUUGUCACCAGGCAGCCAACAAUGA
Molecule: messenger RNA, 1680 nt
Organism: Lachancea dasiensis
Lineage: Eukaryota; Fungi; Ascomycota; Saccharomycetes; Saccharomycetales; Saccharomycetaceae
Source: the annotation of a GenBank genome assembly